This is a messenger RNA of Ruditapes philippinarum (Manila clam), 2979 nucleotides long. Its product is annotated as E3 ubiquitin-protein ligase RNF213-like. The coding region runs from base 16 to 2961 and encodes 981 amino acids. The transcript is spliced from 18 exons. Gene Ontology annotation, molecular function: ubiquitin-protein transferase activity; ATP hydrolysis activity. NCBI's taxonomy places the organism in Eukaryota, Metazoa, Mollusca, Bivalvia, Venerida, Veneridae. The record is from RefSeq and is a predicted model, not a curated record.
CAAACAGACUUUUCGAUGAAAUUGUUUGAUCCGAAUUUGAUGGAAACAUGCUCAUUUCUGGAAGAAAUAACUAGAGAAAGAGCCAGCUGUCUGUUGGCAUACGUGCAAUGUAAAGGUUUGGUGAAAUGGUUGAAAAAGACGAUGCAUAAAUUGAAAGAACUGAAGGUUUUUGUUGAUCUGGCUUUGAUGUCUGCGGGAGAUGUCCCGUUAAUGAUGGACAAAGUUAAAUGUCUUCAUACGGCAGUUACUGGAUAUGCGCCACUCAUUUUCGAGUUAGAAACUAACUCCGGCUGCAAGGAACUGCUUGAAUACUGUCAGAUUGUUUGGAAAGAAUUAGAAUCUAAUUCCAACCUUCCAAAGAUGCUGAUUGAUACAAAUAAUGAGCUGGCAUGGCUUAAAGAUAUCGCAAAAGCACAAGGAUCAGUCGAGGUCACAUCUUUCAUGCAAGCCGACGCUAUCAACAGUUGUGGCGUUUAUACUAUCGGCAAAAUGGCGGUAGAAAACGCUUUUAAACUCACAGUGCGAGAGGAAGCUGGGAAGCGACAGAAAAGAGACUACACGCUCGUGCAGCUUCAGGACUUAACAAGCCGGUUGAUGCUAGUCGCGGGAAAUACUGAAAAGGGAAAUGAGAACGUUGAAAACUUUGUAACGACAUUUGAUGGUAUUAUGAGAUUAUGCAACGUAUACACUAAACUUUGUUCAGCUGGAUGCGUACUUUUCCAUGAAUGGUCGGUAAGGUGUCUAUGCGAUGUUAGCAAGCCAGUUGCAUUGAUACUGCAGUUUGGACAGGGCAAAGAUAUACCAACAAUUAAGGGUUUUAGGUCACCAAAAGAAGACUUAAAGGAGUUGGUUCCAGAGCUCGCAAAAUUCAUGGAAAAAUGUUUAAAGCAGUGGUUGCAACAUAUAAAUGACAAACGGAAACAAUACAUACAUCUGAAUUACUUUACAGUAGACCAGCUUGUUAUCCUGCAGACGGAACUUGUGAAAGUUGGUACUGAUCAACUCCCGUCAAAUCUUGUGUAUCCACUGAUUUCAGCAGUAAAAAAGACCUGUACCCAUGAUGAUUUAGUGGAAGCAAUGAUUAGUGCAAAAGAUGACAUUGCUGACAGCAAACAUCAAGACAAGCAUAAAAACGGUAAUGCUAAAGAAAGUUUUAUCAUUCAUAUUGAGGAAGAAGAUGAAAAGAGAAAAACUUUUAAAGAUGAGCUUGUUAAAGCUGGAUAUGAUUUAGAACUAGCAACAAAAGCACUUGAUCAUGUUGAUCCUGAAGAUAUAUCUGAAGGUAUAGUAUGGUGCAUGAUGAAUGAAGACACAGCAGAAACAGUUGAAAAUGAAAUUGGUUAUAGUGAGGUUAAAGCAGAGGGUGGAGAAUCACACUUCAGAGGCUGGAAUCAAUCCGACACAUCUCUUUCAGCUAUGAUCAAUGCCAGUGUAUCUAAGCUUACUAAACGGCCUGAUGAAGGCUCAGAGCCGCUACUCAACAAGUUGUUUACACUGUGGGAACAAUUCCUCCACUCUGUAACUUCAAGCAUACAAGAUUAUCUCAGCUUGGAGCAUCUUGGACUUAUCCUAAAGCAUUUAGCUGCUAAAGAUUCGAGGUUGAUAAAAAGAUCACUACCGCCAAGUUUUUCUGUAGGAGAGCCAAACGUACUUGUGUGUCCGUCAGCUGAUGUGAUAGUGACUACGUUAUCAAUGUACAUGCGAGACAGACACCAGCCAUUACCGCAGUCUGAUGAAAUUUUACUGUGUACAGACAAGACAACUAAAGAUGAGGUUGACAUAUUUUGGCGACGAGCAAUAUUUGGAAGAAGUUGCAAACUUUAUUGUUUGAUGUAUGCUGAUGUUCUACGAUACGACGUGAGCGAAGCAGCAGAGAGAUGUCUUGAUGAAUAUUUGAAAGAGACACAUUUUUCCAAGGAUUUGAACUAUCAAUUGAUUGUAAUUUGUGGUUCGGACAAUGAGUACAGGUCAACAAUUGUAUCGUCCCUGGACAAAUACAAGAAACAACCACUUCCAAUUAAUAUUUCCCGCGUCCGUGAGUAUGUAGCAUCAAAAUUGCGGACUGAGGAGGACGACAAUAUUGGAAUCACUCCUGCGGCCUGUAUUGACAGCGAACGAUCAACUGUAAGGUUGAUAAAAUCGUGGAGAGCAGGUGUUGGAAAAUCACUUUUCAAGACAAGACAGGAGGAAAAACUAUUAGCUUUAAACAAAGAUAUUGAAGUUAGAAGAGAUGUCGUAUCUAUUCCGCUGCAUGAAAAAACUGUAGAUAUGCACAAUAUUAUACAGAAAUUACUUGAAUACACGCACACACCAUCGGAAAUGACAGCUAGACUCUUUCACAUAGAUAUUGCACAUGAGGUCGAAAAUGGUGUAGAUAACCUUCUGUUCAAUCUCUGCAUCCUUGAAUGUCUAACAGACAUGGCUGGGUAUGUAUGGAGAAAAUCACCUACAGAUAUUUAUCUGAUUGAAAAUAUGCCAUUAUUGGUGGAGGAAACAAACAAACGUGGAAAGGAAUUGCACUAUGUUCAUGCAAUGCUGUCUUUUUUACCUGACUUGACAUGUAGAUCACCAAAAGAAAGCUUGAAUGUAUACAAGGGGAUAGGAAUCAGACCAAAUGAUUUCAAACAUUCCGAUCAACUUUUCGAUACAAAAAUGUUUCGAAGUCCAGUGUUUCAAAGAACAUUUCAGUACUUGCUUCGAUUGGAGCAUAACGUGACUUUUGAAGGUGUGCAUCCCCAUGUAUCAGAAGGAACACCUGAAAUGUGCUUGGAUAUUUUAUUGAGGUAUUGCGGGAUUAAGGACCCUUCCUGGUCGGAGAUUCAUCAUUUUGUAUGGUUUCUCAAUACUCAACUUGAAACAUUUGAAGAGAACAGCUUUGUUGGUCCGGCCGCUGAUCAACAUUUGCCUGGAUUUGGAACCUUUCUACUAAGAUUUCUGAUCCUAAUGUCAAGAGUAAGCUAAACAUGAUUUGUAUAAAUU